AUGGCUACCGCACUUGAGGAGAAGGCUUAUUCGCCCGAAGUGGGCGAGUCUCAGGCACAGAAUGGCUUCACGGCUGAAGAGGAGAAGCAAGUCUUGAGGAAGAUUGAUCGGGUCAUUUUACCAAUGAUGUGCUUUGUCUUUUUCCUACAAUAUCUAGACAAGCAAUCGCUAUCCUAUGCUGGCGUAUUCGGUCUCAUCACCGAUUUGAAAAUGACCAGUAGUCAGUAUUCAUGGUGCAGCUCCAUCUUUUACGUCGGCCAAUUGGUCUCCGAGUAUCCCUUUAUCUAUCUCAUGUCGCGGCUGCAUAUCAACAAAUUUGUAGGUACAACAGUAUUUAUUUGGGGCAUCAUCUGCAUGUGUCUCGCCGCACCCCAAAACUUCGCCGGCUUCGCCGCAGUCCGCUUCCUACUCGGAUUCGCUGAAGGCGCUGUCUCCCCUUCUUUCAUCACCAUGACUGCAAUCUGGUACCGCAAAUCAGAGCAUAGUUCCCGCACUGCGCUAUGGGUUACCAUGAACGGCGUUGCGCAAGUCAUUGGUUGUCUUUUGAUGUACGGUGUCGCGAGAAACUCUUCCCUGUCGCUCCAGCCCUGGAGGACGUUGUUCCUGAUUUGUGGCGCGAUUACAUCCAUGGCUGGAAUUGCGUUUUAUUUCUUGAUCCCUAAUGGUCCCAAGGAUGCCUGGUUUUUCACUCCCCGUGAAAAGGAGGUCAUGGCACUCCGCAUGGCGGCUGAUAGGGAAGGAGGCGACAAGACGAAUUUCUCUAUGGCCCAACUCAAGGAGACAUUGCUCGACCCAAAGGCAUGGUUCGUCUUUUGGUUCGGCGUGCUGGUCACCAUGCAAAGCCCCGUGUUGACUUUUGCGAGUCUCGUCAUUAAGAGUCUGGGUGCGGACAAGUUUCAGACCAUCCUGUAUACGGCGCCGUCGGGGGCAGUUCAGAUUUUAUUGCUGUGGAUUGGUGUCUUGCUUUGCUAUUUGGUGCCCAGAAACCGGACCGCGGUUGCUUUUUGUCUUUGCAUUCCGCCUCUGGUCGGUAAUGUGUUGUUGAUGAAGUUGACGGUUUCUGCGGGAUGGGGGUUGAUCGUAGCAUCAUGGCUGUCAUCCUGCAUCACAGCACCAUGGUCCAUCCUGCUCUCCCUGGCAGCGUCCAACUCCAAGGGAAACACAAAGCGCGCCAUCGUCAACGCCAUGUUCUUCAUCGGCUACUGUGCUGGCUGCAUCGCUGCGCCUCAACUAUGGACUCAUGGACCCCGGUACUUUUCCGGCGUUGUCACUUCCAUCGUCACAUGGUGUCUCUUGGCAACCGUCGUACUGGGUUAUUGGUACGUGUGCUGGAGGGACAAUAAGAGCAGAGAUGCAGAGGAGCUAGAGCAGACUGAUUCAGACGGCGGAAUGGCUUUGGAUGAGAAUGGGUUGCCGGUGGGCGAUAUGACGGAUAAGGAGGACCGGCAUUUUAGAUACAGCUAUUAG
Messenger RNA from Talaromyces amestolkiae, 1467 nucleotides. RefSeq lists its product as uncharacterized. Gene Ontology annotation, molecular function: dipeptide transmembrane transporter activity; allantoate transmembrane transporter activity. The transcript has 4 exons. Gene Ontology annotation, cellular component: plasma membrane. The record is from RefSeq and is a predicted model, not a curated record. Gene Ontology annotation, biological process: allantoate transport; transmembrane transport; dipeptide transport. Bases 1 to 1467 code for a protein of 488 amino acids. NCBI's taxonomy places the organism in Eukaryota, Fungi, Ascomycota, Eurotiomycetes, Eurotiales, Trichocomaceae.